AAGUCAAUGAGGCAUUAGAAAAAAACUUAAUUAGCAAUUCUCAUUGAAAAAACUAAAAAUCAUGGCUUCUAAUCCCACUCAUUCAUGGAGACUUCGCUUCUUGUUGGUAGCAUUUGUGUCAGCAUUGAUCGGAACAUCCAUGGCUGUAAGUUAUGGUAGUACUCCCAAAGUUUAUGGUAGUACUCCAAAGGUUUAUGGUAGUACUCCUAAAACUUAUGGUACUCCUAAAGCAUCAGUCUUCCAGCCAAGCCAAUGGAGCCUUGCUCAUGCUACAUUUUAUGGCGACGAGACCGCUUCCGCAACUAUGGGAGGCGCAUGUGGAUAUGGAAAUUUAAUUCAAAACGGGUAUGGAACCGAUACGGCAGCAUUGAGUACCGUAUUAUUCAACGAUGGAUACGCAUGUGGAGAAUGUUUCCAAAUAAAAUGUGUGCAAUCGCCUUGGUGCUAUACAGGGGUCGUUGCUACAGUGACGGCUACAAACAUUUGCCCACCAAAUUGGAGCCAAGACUCCAACAAUGGUGGAUGGUGCAACCCUCCUAGGGUUCAUUUCGACAUGUCGAAACCGGCUUUCAUGAAACUUGCGCAAUGGAAAGCCGGCAUUGUCCCCGUCAUGUAUCGCAGGGUAUCAUGUGGGAAAAGUGAUGGGGUGAGAUUUUCAUUCCAAGGAAAUGGAUACUGGCUGUUGGUGUACGUAAUGAAUGUGGGAGGAGGCGGUGACAUAGCUAGCAUGUCGGUUAAAGGGAGCAAAACAGGAUGGCUAAGCAUGAGCCAUAAUUGGGGUGCUUCUUACCAAGCUUUUGCUACUUUAGGAGGCCAAUCUUUAUCCUUCAAGCUCACUUCUUACACCUCUAAGGAGACUAUUAUAGCUACGGAUGUUGCUCCAGCUGAUUGGAAGGUUGGAAUGACUUAUAAAGCAAAUGUCAACUUCCAUUGAUCCUUUCACCAAACUAGAAAGAAAAAAAGUUUUUAUACAAAAAAUACGAUUCAAGAAAGUUAUGUUAAAUUUAUAUGUUAUCGGAGCAUUUGUACGUGGUAGUGGAUCCGGAAGACGAAACUAUAUAAUUAAAUGCAUACUUGAAAAUUUAAAUUCUAUAAAAUGAGAGACUGCAUACAAUAUAUUCUAUGUAGGUGCGCUCAUAUAUGUACCGGACAUGUACAUCCAAAAUUUAGUAAGUUGGUGUAAUGUAUCUGGUGUAGGAGGUUUAUUUUAAUGUAUCUAUUUCAUCAUUGGAAAGUCCUAUGUUGGCCUUUAUUGUUUGCCAUUGGACAAUUUUCUUUGUUCUAAAUACUCUGUCUCUUGUCUUUGUUUUUGUUUUUCUGAUUAUGAAAUUUUCACCUACUUUAAUGAGAGCUAGUAGAAGAUUUCAAGAUAAUUUAUAAUUUGAUGCUGAUUUUUGCUUC
This is a messenger RNA of Mercurialis annua (annual mercury), 1401 nucleotides long. Its product is annotated as expansin-A18-like. Bases 62 to 934 code for a protein of 290 amino acids. Gene Ontology annotation, cellular component: extracellular region. The transcript is spliced from 3 exons. Lineage: Eukaryota; Viridiplantae; Streptophyta; Magnoliopsida; Malpighiales; Euphorbiaceae. Gene Ontology annotation, biological process: plant-type cell wall organization. The record is from RefSeq and is a predicted model, not a curated record.